Messenger RNA from Hippocampus comes (tiger tail seahorse), 2530 nucleotides. RefSeq names its product lamin B1 (gene lmnb1). Gene Ontology annotation, biological process: nuclear pore localization; heterochromatin formation; protein localization to nuclear envelope. Gene Ontology annotation, cellular component: nuclear envelope; nuclear lamina. The transcript has 11 exons. Gene Ontology annotation, molecular function: structural constituent of cytoskeleton. The record is from RefSeq and is a predicted model, not a curated record. NCBI's taxonomy places the organism in Eukaryota, Metazoa, Chordata, Actinopteri, Syngnathiformes, Syngnathidae. The coding region runs from base 29 to 1792 and encodes 587 amino acids.
AUAAGGAUAUUACAUUUUUAGUUUCACAAUGACAAGCGUUAUGGCAUCUCCGACUGGCCAGAGAAACACGUGUAGUGGUGAUGCACCGGUCAGCCCCACCAGAAUAACCAGAUUGCGAGAGAAGCAGCAGCUCAGGAACCUCAACGACCGUCUCGCUGUGUAUAUUGAGACAGUCCGAAAUGUAGAAUCUGAAAAAGACAUACUUAAUCUGAAAAUUAGUGCGAAGGAAGAGGAAAGAAGCCGGGAGUUAGGUGGAAUAAAAGCCUUAUAUGACACGGAGCUUGCCAAUGCCAGACGAUGUUUGGAUGAUUCCUCGAAAGAACAGGCCUGGCUGCAGAUUCAGCUCGGAAAACUCAAAUCCGAGUAUGAGCAACUUUUACAUAGCAACCACAAAAAGGACUCUGAUGCAGGUGAAGCCCACGCCCGGUUAAAGGAUUUGGAAGCUCAGCUCAGUGCCAAAAAUGCCAGACUCGCUACAUCCUUGUCUGAAAAGACCGUCUUGGAGGCCACCUUGGGUGACCUACAAGAACAAAUUGAUAAGUUGAUUUCCGACCUUGCUCAAACCAAGAAGCACCUUACUGACGAGAUGCUCCUUCGCGUUGACUUCGAAAACCGCCAUCAGAGUCUGACAGAGGAAAUCGAGUUUCGUAAGACCAUGCACCAAGAGGAAGUGAAGGAAGCACGGCAGCGGUAUGAGACAAGUCUGGUGGAGGUGGAUUCUGGGCGCAAAGAGGAGUACGAGUCCAAACUGAGUCUGGCACUAGCAGACAUGAGGGUGCAGAAUGAGGAGCAGAUGAAGAUCUACAAAGAUAGCAUGGAAAGCACUUACGCCGCCAAAAUGGACAACGUGCAACGGUUGUCUGAAGUGAACGGAGCGUCAGCCAGCAUUGCCCGAGAGGAGCUGAGAGAGUCGACCUUAAGGAUUGAGAGCCUCACUGCCCAACUGGAAGGCCUGCAGAAAGAGACUCGUGGUUGGCAUGGUCGCAUAGCAGAACUGGAGGCGGCACUCGCUAAGGAGAAAGAUACAAGCCGCAAACUUGUGGCAGAAAAAGACCGCGAAGUGGCUGAGAUCCAAGCAAAGAUGUUGCAACAGUUGAAUGAAUAUGAACAGUUGCUGGAUGUGAAAUUUGCUCUUGACAUGGAGAUCAAUGCAUACCGCAAACUUCUGGAGGGAGAAGAGGAAAGAUUGAAGCUUUCUCCCAGCCCUUCCUCUCGUGUCACAAUGUCUCGAGUCUCUUCCAGCAGCCGUAGUGUUCGGACAGCUCAGGGAAAAAGGAAGCGUGUUGAUGUUGAGGAACAGGAAGCUAGCAGCUCCGUGUCCAUCGCUCACGCCUCCUCAGCCACAGGACCCAUCGUUAUUGAUGAGAUUGACACGGAUGGCAAGUUUAUAAGCCUCCAGAACACCGGCGAUGUGGACCAAGCCAUGGUGGGCUGUGAAGUGAUUAAAACGAUUGGAAGUGUGACAGCUACAUUCAAAUUCACACCUAAAUAUACAUUGAAGGCUGGACAGAGAGUCACGCUUUGGGCGUCUGAUGCUGGCAUGAGCUACAAACCCCCGACCGAUUUGAUUUGGAAGAACCAAUCCUCCUGGAGCUUUGGGGAGGAUGUCCAUGUGGUUUUGAUCAAUGCACAGGGAGAGGAAGUGGCAAAGAGAAACAUUACAUAUAAGACAGCCGAAGAAGGCGAUGGUGUGGAUGACUAUGCUGAUAAUGGAGAGGAGAUGCUUAAAGAUGACCUCUACCAACAGCAAGGUGACCCUGGCAGGGCCCAGAGAGGCUGCUCCGUCAUGUGAUCCCACCCAAACCACCAGUCGUCAACCGAGCCACCAACUUGCUGCCAACUGUGAUGAAGAAAAAGAAUCUCUUUUAAAAUCUUUUUCAGGAUAAAUUGCAUUUUACUUGACAUUUUUCUUUAAGUCCAAAGUUGCUUUCAUUGAGAUGCGAUCCUUCUUGAAACCGAAAUACAGUUGUAGGUUGAAAGUCCCCCACACCACCAAUCCUCGCCCCCCGUUUUGUAGCACUUGUAGUGUGUCUUCAGAAGAAUUUAAAUGGAUUUUGCUUCUAAUUUAUUUGAAAUUUUAUUUUGUCUAUUUUAAAAAGUAUUUAUUCUUUAAACCCUUUAGUUUCAAAUCAGGGAACGCGAUAUGUCAUUUUGAAACAAUUCAUAUUUUAUGAAAGCGUCAUGAAAAUUGACAUCGAGAGCACAACAAUGUUGACAUUAUUGGUUCAAUGUCACCUGUCGAUAUGAUGCUUAUAUUUUGCUAAGUCAGAGUACAGUUUAAACUGGUCAAUAAUGAUCCACUUUGCAACCUUGUGUGCUAUUUACUACUCGAAAAAGUCUAAGCUAUAACUUUGGGUUUUUUCAUAAAUUUGCCAAUGUGAGUUUGUUCUCACUGAUCUUUGAUAGAUUUGCCCAACAGUUGAUUGUAUUCCUAAAAUGUGAAGUCGUAGAAGUACUUUUUGUUUUGGAGUCUUACACUGUAUAGUGUGGCAGCAAUUGCCAGAGUCAAAUUAAAUAUCCUUUGCUUGAA